UAACUUUAACACGGUUGUAGUGUGUAUAUAUACUAAUUAAUGAAGCACCUAAAACAAAAGAAAACGAUCCUCCCACGAUUAAGAUAAUGGCUCAAACCACCACCGUGAUCUUCCUCCUAGCCACAUUGCUGAUGGCAGCUAUGACUGUAUCAGGACACGGACCACAUCUUCCACUGGCUCCUAGUCCUUCAGUCAACGAAGUUAUGAACUGUGCGGCUGGUUUGGCUGUUUGUCUUCCGGCAAUUACUCAGGGAGGACCUCCGACGCCAGAAUGCUGCACCGCCUUAGAGACCGCGGUUAAAACUCAGCUACCUUGUCUUUGCGGACUUAUCAAAAGCCCAACGUUGUUGAUCCCUUUCAAUGUCACCGCUUUCAAUGCUCUUCUCUCCCAAACUUGUGGACUCACCGCCGAUCCCAACAUGUGUUCCGAAAAAACCGCCCAAGCUCCUUUGCCGCAGACGGCAGCACCUGUUCCAGGACCACCCAAAUCUGACAAGAAUGCUGCAAGCAAACUCGCGGGAACAGGCUUGGUCGGCGUCGUCUUGAUCACGAUCGCUGCGAUGUUUUAUUGAAAUUAUAUUUUUUUAACCACUGGAGUGCUUUAUUUUAUAGUCUUGAUCAAGAUCGAUUCCUAUCCAUAUGUUGUGAGAAAUUUGUUUGGUUCGAUUCCAUGGCGUUGUAUUUUGACUUUUGUUUUUUACAUUUUAGAAAUUUGAAAAUAUUGUUGUUGUCGACUUUAA
Arabidopsis lyrata subsp. lyrata is the source of this 740-nucleotide messenger RNA. Its product is annotated as non-specific lipid transfer protein-like 1. The transcript is spliced from 3 exons. The record is from RefSeq and is a predicted model, not a curated record. Lineage: Eukaryota; Viridiplantae; Streptophyta; Magnoliopsida; Brassicales; Brassicaceae. Bases 87 to 572 code for a protein of 161 amino acids.